Didymella exigua CBS 183.55 is the source of this 3270-nucleotide messenger RNA. RefSeq lists its product as uncharacterized. The transcript is spliced from 2 exons. The record is from RefSeq and is a predicted model, not a curated record. The coding region runs from base 1 to 3270 and encodes 1089 amino acids. Gene Ontology annotation, molecular function: protein binding. NCBI's taxonomy places the organism in Eukaryota, Fungi, Ascomycota, Dothideomycetes, Pleosporales, Didymellaceae.
AUGAGCGACAACACGAAGGCUAAUGACGGCCCUCCCACCCCCGUGUACGACCUUACCGGGCAUUGUUCGAUCAUAUACAACAACACACUCUACGCAUACUCAUCCGCCGGAUUCCAGUCGCUGGUACUGGAAGAGGGGGAGGAAUGGAAGAAAUUGCCUAUGGACAUAUCGUUGACGGGAGCCCAGUGUGUAAAGACAUCGGAUAAGCUGUACGUUGUUGGCGGAUCUCCAAAUGCGACCGCUGCAGACUGGAACUACCCCGGAUUGAUGCACUACACGUUCUCAACAAAAAGGUGGGACUGGCAACGAUCGGAAAGCUGGAAUACGCAGAACCGUCAAAACCAUGGCGCCACAUAUCUCGUCGGGUCAGACAAGAUUCUUGUUUAUUCGGGCUCCCAGAAGACGGGGGACGAGGGUGCAUCACCAGAGACUUUCUUAUUUGCCACAAAGGAGCCGUUCGCCGUGCAGAGCUUUCCCUCGAACGGCGUGCCUCCCUCCGUACGGCCUAUGCUUAUGGCAUGGGACACGACUUCUGCUUUGAUGAUUGGAGGUGGCGCAUCGAAUUCUGCUACAUGGACGUUCAGCGAAGAUAAGGGAUGGCAAAACUUGGGCGUCACUUUGGACGCUGGCAUCGUGAACCAAGAGUCGGUUCAAUGCACAGUCCAGAUUGGAACAGAUGGAAGCAAGGUUCUGCAAAAGUUUGACAUGGGUGUUUCACCCAACAAGGUUGAGCGCAUCGUCCUCCUCGGCGAAGGAGGAAUCGUGGCUAAGACAGGCACGACUGUUGGCGACAAGGCAAAGCGAAACACCAUUGCCGACUGGCCAACUUACAACGCAACUGAGGCACCCUCAAACACACGGUCGGGCUUCACACUCGCCGAGGGUGACGACGGCAUGACUGUUGCUCUUGGGGGCAAUACACAAGAUCCAUUGUCUCUCUUCAAUGCGAAAGAGAACGCAUGGGUGAACGCGACAGCGUUUUUCGGUGGGCAACAAGUUAUUUCCGCCUCAGAAACAUCGUCCAUUUCGACCAGUAGUCCUACAACGACAGCCUCCUUGACUGCGUCUCCCAGCGCAUCUGCGACUGAUUCAACAGGGGCAGCUGCGGCACCACCAGACAACAAGUCCAAGAUGCUGACAGUUCUCGGUGCUACCCUCGGCACAAUCUUCGGUAUCGCUGCGGUCCUGAUCUUCAUCUUGUUCUGCCUUAAGUACAGGAAGAACAAGGUCAAGAAGGCACAACAGGCUGGAUACGUAGGACGUGAGAAGAACCGUCUCAGCUUCGCAGACCGCGGUGCAGACUUCAUGAAGGAGGCUGGUGGUUCGGUAGCCACCUACAACCUUCCCCAGAGCAAUGACUCCGUCACAUCGCUAGCCAUCAUCCAAGGCAAAGGCGGCUAUGGACAUAAGAAGAACAUGGCUAGCGAUGCCAGCACAGCAGGUCUUGUCAAGAAGCCCAGUCCGCUUGCGUACUCGCAAGAGCCUUACGAGCUGGCUAAGUUUGAUUUGAAGCCUGAGCCUGUUGAGGAGAAGAUGGUCCGACAGAACUCGAGCCGCAACCCACCAGCAAACAAGUCCAAUGGACGCAGUCGAAGCUCUGGCUGGAGUCGAUACUUCGCCAACAACGAAGCCACCAACCUUGCUAUGCCAGCCACUAACGACAAUCGAUCCACUUUUGCAUCGGACAGGAGUAGUAUGCUCAGCCAGUCACAAUACACUAACUCACGCGUACCGAGCCAACACCCAUCACCAUACGUUCCUCCGCUCGAAAUUCCUAAAUUUGACGGCCAGCGUCUCAGUCGAGUAGCCAGUGGAAGCCCCACGCUUGGCAGCGUUCAAAGUCUAUCUCUUCCGCAUCAGCCCAUGCAGGCCACGCUUGGCCGUGCCAACUCGAACGGCAGCUCAAGAAAUUCUGCACUGAGCCAUGACGAGCCCCAUUACUUCCGCAACCCUGUGGAGAGUUGGACGCCAGUUGGCGAUGACGAGCGACCACCCAGCAGUGCGUACACUGGCAGCAUGGUGAUUGAGCCGAACAACAACCAUAAAUUCGACGGUGCCAGCUCGUACUACCCUGAUGACGGCAACUCCUUCUACCCGAAGAGCAACUUCAGCUCUUUCUAUCCUGGUCAAGGGAAGAACUCGCUCGAUGUCCCUGAUGCCCGGGGUAGUACAUUCACGAUGUUUCCCUCGGCGCAGGCGUCAAGUGCACACGUCGAAGAGAUGCCGCAGAGCAAGUUCAGCUCCAUGUAUCCCGUGCCACCUCGCCUCGGCCUAGACCCACAGGAUCGCGAGAGCACAGUCACCGUCUUUCCUGGUCCUCAUCAGCCUCAGACAGCACAGAUCGAGACCAUGCCGAGCCCGGUUCAGAACACCUUCCACCCAGGUAUCCCACGCGUAGGCCAUGAGAGUACAGUUACAAUGUUCCCUGGCGACCCUCCCGGAGGACCAAACCCUCCCAACAGCAAGGCGGGUGACAACAUGUCAUGGCUGAACUUGGCAUCAGAAACUCCUACCAAUACGCAAAUCCCCACACCACCUACCGCUACCAAAAGACCUCCCUACAUCCGGUUCCCAAUCGCACUCGCCCUCACUCUCUUCACCUUCGGAGCAGGCUUCAUCAUGGCCGGCGCGCCCGCAGUAGAAUCCCUCCGGGCCCUCGCCAACCCGCCCAGCGACGAGGAGACCCUCACACUCUUUACCCCCACGAGCGCCGAAGUCGCCGAAAUCGAGAAAUCAAUCUUUACCCACCCAUUCACACAAUCGCUGCUCGACGACGAAUUAUACGUUGCUUCGCGCCCUCACCUCAAGAUCCCAGAGCAAUUGCGCGCGCAGAACCUCACGGCCGGAACGCUACUGGGCGCCGACAAAAUCGCCGUCCCGCCGCUACAAUUUAGCACCGUAGACGGCAGUAAAUUCGUGUCCAUCCAAUACCUGGGAUCCGCGCUGUGCGGACACCCUGGCAUCGUGCACGGCGGGCUGCUGGGCACGCUGCUCGACGAGGGGCUCGCGCGGUGCUGUUUCCCCGCACUUCCGAACAAGGUCGGCGUCACUGCCAGUCUGAACAUCACAUACAAGGCGCCGUGCAUGGCGAACCAGAUCGUGGUGCUUGUUGCGGAGACGACGAAGGUCGAGGGCCGCAAGGCGUGGGUCAAGGGGCGGUUGGAGACGUUGCCGAAGAGUGAGGGGGAGAAGCCGGUUGUGCUUACUGAGGCGGAGGCCCUGUUUAUUGAGCCUAGGCAGGCGGCGCAGUUGAAGAGGGUCGUGGUUUAG